CUAUCGGGUGGAAUUAUCACCACGGCAACUUUUACUCUGAUGAUGCUGAGCUCUCAGAAUUCAUCCCCCGGAACAAAGGCAUCACACUCAGCCCUUCUGGCCACAGUUGAAGUGCUUGGAAAGUUGUUCAUGAUCUCUUCAUCAGGUUUUCUGGUGGACAUUGUAGGAUAUCCAUGCUUCUUUGGAUUUUGUUUGUUUCUAGCUUUGCUUUUCAUUCCUGUUUUGAGAAAUGGAAAAUUUUCUUCAAGCAAAAGGUCUCAAUGAAGUUGGCUGAAAACGAUUAUUCAGAAUGUAAAUUUUUAUAUACUUAAUGUUCAAGGUAACAAUGCACUGCUUUCGUGAGAAAUCGUUGCAAGUUGAUUACACAACCCUGCAGUCGAUUACUCUAAAUGCUCGAAUUAGCGCCCCUGAUCUUCAAAUAUGCGUCACUUUUUAAAGGCUCCACCAGCUUUAACGGCAUUUACCAACAGGAGUUCCAAGGUAAAAUGUUCAAAUGUAAUAUAUUUUUUUUGUAUUCUUCAUUUCUUGAUGUGGGGCAGUCGUCAAGCAUUUUGUCAAGCAAGCAUGUGACUCAGGUUUGACUCUCACGUAAGACCGGCUGGGCCAGCUAAAGUGUUUAUAUUAUGGAGGAAGAUUGGCCCAGCUAGGAGGGAAAUGACUGUGCGGGUAAAUAAAGUCAUGCAAAGAUGUUGCUGAGCAAGGUAAAUCUUGUAUCACCAUUCGCCAGGCUUUGUAAGGCUCGCCCGGCAGGGUAGCUCCAGAGUCGCCCUUGUAUCCGGGACAACGAUGAUGGAUAGUUUAUUUGUAAAAAGCUUGCAGCUACUAAGCUGAAUUGUGUAUUUAAAAUAUAAUAUAUAAUAUAAUAUAACAGCUAGAAUCUUACAAUAGUGAGUAUAAUAAAGUGAAAAUGAUAAAGUCCUAAAUAAAUAAUAACAUCCUAUAAAUAUAAAAAAACGUAAAACUGUUAAAAUAUAUACAACGUCAUGAAUCUCAUUUACAAAACUCACCGAGCGCUUUUCUCCAUAUAAAAAAACCCACCGAGCGCUUUUCUCCACAUAAACGUGGCCUCAACCAGGCCACACAUGGAGCAACAUAAACAGUUGGAUCACUGGGUUUGUAAAUUUUAUUGAUGGCUGAGGUCAGCAGAGUCAGUGUGACUUUAGGCUCGAGUACUAGCUGCUGCUCGGGAAGUUAGCCCGCGGGCUGAGUGUGCAGCGGAAAUCGACCCUAGUGUGACUUUUGGUGCCAUUUUGGAGAAUUUGGAGUCAAGUAACACAACGAAAAAAGCAAUGUAAUAUUCCUUAAACAAGAGUUAAAAUAGUAAUAAUAAUUUUAAAAAAUCUUUUGACGGCUUUGGAUAACCUUAGUAAGUCACUCUCCUUUAACGCUUUUGACGAUGAUGCCAUUUCUAUCAGCGCGUGGUUUUGGCGCGUAUACGCUAUCAUGACGGAAACAUGAAGUAUCUACUUUCUCAUGUGGGAGUGCGCUGACCUUGAAAGGCUCGAAUACCCAUGAUUGCCUCUACCUGUACAUACAUGAAUAAUUAGUACUUCAAUUUAAGUGGUUUAAAUCAGGUUUACAACGUUUUCAGUUAAUGUAGAUUGUAUUUAACAUGAAGUAUCUACUUUCUCAUGUGGGAGUGCGCUGACCUUGAAAGGCUCGAAUACCCAUGAUUGCCUCUACCUGUACAUACAUGAAGAAUUAGUACUUCAAUUUAAGUGGUUUAAAUCAGGUUUACAACGUUUUCAGUUAAUGUAGAUUGUAUUUGUUUUGAAAAAGGUAAGGAAAAAAACGAUUUUACAACCGAAAAUUUCUGGAGUCAAAGUGACUCCCUCCGUAAUCCACCGCGUAACCUCUGUGAAGUCAUCUUAAAAGUUGUUGGCGUAAAAUACGCCAAAUUUGGGGUGUUUGCCAACCCUGGAUUAAAUUGAAUUGGCUUGCAGUAAGUACAUUUUCCACAAGUGUAGUCACGCACAAAAUAGGGACCUUAAGCAAACGUGACGUCCCGGACGUCAAAAAUGGCAAUCGGAAGUUGAUAUUUUCCCUCUUUCAGUGAUCUGACUCGACAAAUUCGUACAGCGGGAGUUAAAAACGGAGGCAUUAAGAUUCGUUGUGUGAGGCAAAAGUCUUCCAUCAAGCGAGACAUCGAACUUGCGGUUGCUAUUUGUGACGACGUCAGCGUUAUGCACCUAUCAAUGGUUUGCCCUAGGAUGGGGGGCGGGCAACGCAAGGGGAAUUUGACAUUUUCAGUUUUCAAAAGUCAAUUUCCCACCCUUAAGUCUCCAUUUUGAGUCAAAUUCCCAUCCCCGGAGCGAACUAAUUGGCACUCGCAACUGUCUUUAUUGCAGCACUGAGCGUCUCUAGAGAGAAAUAAUUGCUUGGUGACAAAAUGAUGGUACCCACAAACUUUGUGCAUUUCCCCAAGUGUAGAAGACACAUUCUAGCUGGAUAUUUAGUGUGGCUGGCAAUUUAACACACAUGCUAUACUCCUGAAAGUGCAAUGCAAAAUGAGCAAUGCCAUCCCGAACAUGACAUGCCAUCAUCCAGAAAGGUUAAUUUCUAACAGCUGAUAUUUUGUACCUGUGGAACUAAAUUUCAUUUAAUUGGACAUUUUGAGUGAACUAGCAAAUCUAACACAGAAUUCCAGAAAUCUUUUAUGUCUUUAUGUAUGAUUUUUUUAUCUUUCGUUUUAUCAAAAUCUUGUGGCAAGGUAGCAUCUGGUGGAAACAAGUAAGUAGAAGGCAUAUUUUCAAAAUGAGGCUUUGUGUAAGUAUUGCUUCUCAAUGGUGAGGAGCUCUGAGGGACAAAAUACUUUUUAUCAUAAAACUUAAAAAGCAAGUUUCGUUCUGCCGUCCUUCACUUUCCAGGAUAGCAGGUGGUCAAAUUUCCCACCCUGGGGACGUUCAGGGUGUCAAAUUCCCUACCCAUGUGCGCUUCACUGAGUCUAAUUCCCGUGGGUUGCAACCCCCCCUCCCCCUCCCCCUCCCCCUCCCCCAUCCUAGGCAACCCAUUGAUAGGUGCAUUUAUAAUCAUGCGCAAAAUUUUUGUUUGCUCUUAAGUGGCAGGUUUUAUACUGAGAUCACUGCAGUAGUUUUGCUAUGUUUCGUAGAACCCUUCGACCGCCGUCCCAGUAUUUUAAGACUGUUUCAGCUGUCGUUUUGAGAUCACAGAACACUGCGGCGGCACUGCCGAAAACAGAUGAAACCGUCUCGAGAAAGCGUGAUGUGGGAGACACUGCCACUGUACGUCCGUUCGAAGAGAUCCCAGGACCCGGGAAAAGCUUCUGGUCGAUCGUUGAAUUUUAUCGGAAAACCAAAGGCUUUACGAAGCCAUACAAAAUGCACGAUGUCAUGUUCGCCAAAUAUGGGCCCAUUUACAAAGAAGAAUUGUUGGGUCGACCAACGGUGCAUUUAAUGGAUCCCAAUGACUUUGAGAAAGUGUUUCGCGCAGAGGGAAAAUAUCCUAAACGGCCAAACCUGUUUGAUCAUAUGACUGAACACCGUAGACGGAGGACUGGCAACCCUGGCAUAUUCCUUUCGUAAGUAGACAAAAAGGGUCCUUUUUAUCGGUUUUUAUUUUUGGUGGAUUUGUACUGUUUGCAGUUCCCUGUUUUCCGCAUAAAGAUCGUCGAGCUCGAACCCGGUGUUCGAACGCUUACUUCUCAAUACAACAACUUGUUCAAGCUUCCUCUCAAUACAGCCAGAUAUCAUGACGAUCUUAAAGCGGGGAAAAUUGAGACGGAAUGUAAACAGGCUAGUAGAAUUGAGACGGAAAGUGAACAGGCUAGUGACACUCAACUGACUUGUACUCCUUUACGGAAUAUGGCGUAGCAUCCCCUCCGAAAUCAAUGGUUUAAUUUCUAAAUUCAUCAUUUAAAUAGUUUCAACUUCAACACUUGGAUUUUAUAGUUUGAUUCAAAAUUUUACACUCUUCUUUUAGAUUUCACAUCAUUGGAUUUUAAAACGUUUUAACUCGUCUUGUGGCUUUUGAACUCAACCUUUUUAUUUGACCUUGCUCGUUGUACAUUUUCAACUCUCUUCGUCACCUUUACCUGUAUUCAAAAAUUUGUAGUCCUCGACGGGUUUGCCAUCACGCAAAACGCCACGUCACGGUAGAACCAUGCAAGUUUCAUCUCGACGCUGUGAAUUAAACUAAACACCGAACUAAUUUUCAUACGCUGUUAUUUUUAAGUAGUUUUGAUACCUGAACCAGCGCUCUACAUUUGUUGGAGGCUGAGAGUAGAACUUAGCACUCGAUACUCACUUGACCUCGACCUCGUAAUAUUUUCAACCCGAGUUUUGAAUUUUCGCCUACGCUUCAGUGAUCAUUGGUCGCGACAAUAACUUUGUGGGGGUGGGAGAGUUUAGAGUAGCCUGGGGCCAGACUUCUUGGAGGGGACUCCUAUUCCCAUCUGCUGGCAAUAUUUAGCCCUAUUUCGCUCAACGAGGAGUCUAUUCCUAGGCUAAAAAAAAAAGUGAAAUCGCCUUCUUUCAAUCUUUUUCGCGAUUUUUCCGACUCGCUUACUUUGUCAAAUUUAGGCACAUUCCUUGAAGAGGAGUGCAAAAAAGAACAUGCCAAGUUCAAAAGGUGAAUGCAACUUCGAUUCCACGCGCUUAAAUCAUCAGUAGCCAGGAAGGUUUCAAGUCUUAGCACGAUUUGCUCAUAUAUAUUUCAGAAAUGGUCAAGAGUGGUACAGACUGCGACACAGUAUCUCACCAAAAAUUUUGCGUCCUAAAAUAGUGGAAGAAAACAUCGAAAACUUCAAAGCCGUGACUAAGGACGCUAUCGCCAGGUUCGUUGAGCUGAAGGAAAAAUGUGGUCCAAAUGAUCAUAUCCCUGAUUUGGAAGGAGAACUGGGCAAAUGGUCAAUGGAGGGUAAGUAGUUGGCUUCUUGUUACGCUUUCAAGAAACAAACUACGUUCAGUAUCGAGAUCAUUUCACCUUGCCGUAAUUACAGGUUAUCUAUAAACCAUGUAAGUUUGCCAAAAUAGUAGAUAUUAAUCUAGAUUAAUGUAAGUCUAGAUCUUUGAACGGAAGGCCCACGUUGAAAGAAUGGCAACCACAACCCUCCUUGUCAGCCUUGUGGCUGGAAGGGAAGGGCGCAGCUAGCCGCAAUGACAAUGGUUAGGAUAUAUACCGCGCACUAAGCAAAUGUUAGCCAUAUUGAAUUUUCCACCGUUAGACUGACUGACUGACUAACUGACUGACUGACUGAACUGGAUACCAGCCAUAGGAAGACAGCAGCUGUGUCGACCGCGUUCUCCAGGACACACUUCUGGCUAAAUCUCAAUACGUCAAAGAAAGGAAGAGACGGCCGCCUUUACGGAGUUGGCUAUGCAGUCCACAACAAGUCACUUGACUGUAUCACCACUCCCGUAGCUGACUGCUUAGAACUCUUACAGGACAAGCAACUGCCAUCACUGUCUAUGCCCCUACUCUCAACGCAGAUCAGGAAACUAAUGCAAAGUUCGGGCUAUGAGGAGAUCAGCUGGAUAGUGCAGCAAGUCUCAAUGGACAAUCAGCUCUUUGUUCCUGGCGAUUGUCAGGUAAUCAGAUCCGACACGUCAAGGUAAUCCGGGAAAUUUUUGCUUGUGGAAAAGGAACGUGCGAUCUUGGGCUUUGGAAUCUGGAAUACAGCACAAGGAAUCCGGAAUCCCACUAAGGAUUGGAAUCUGAAAUCCAAGUUCCACUGACAAAGGCAGGAAUCGAUUUUCUGGAAUCCGGAAUCCACGGCUUGGGAUCCAGCAUUCAAGACUUUUCUGGAUUCCUUACAUGGGGCGAUAUUUUUUUUCCGAAUCGACUUUUCAACUGAAGAAGUCUCAUUUUCCUUUAUUCACCGGGGUUAAUUAUUAUGUGACCUUUACAUAAAAAACAGGCUUUUUUAUCUCCAGGUAUAGGAACAUUUGCAUUCGACACUCGUCUUGGGCUAUACGAGGACCCGCCAAAUAAACAAGGCGUUCAUUUCAUUAACACAGUUCGUAAGCGCUUCGAGCUGUCUCAGCGGCUGACUUUUAAUCCAGUUGGGAAAGUUGCUUCUCAGUAUUUCGAGACACCAACAUUGAAGAAGUUCCUUAAGGCCUCCGACGAUCUUUUCGACAUCGGUCAGGAUCUUGUGAAGCAAAAGCUAAGGGAGCUAAAAGACGAGACGGAAAAGGGACUUAAUUCCUCAGACGGGCCACAAGGUAAUUCGAGAUAAAUGCAGUCGUUCUCUUAGUGAGAAAUGUAAAAAUUUAUUCCCCGAAAAAGCCGUGAUUCGAUGAAAAGGAGCUGAGGUUGCCGAAUGAGGUCCCGGUCUCCCCUCUCCUCGGGCAUUUACAGGGAAUUUUUUCCAGUUGGGUAAUUUUGUAGCUUCUUACGCAGGCGUUUUUAGGGGAGCUCAUAUUUCGUCCCUAAGUACGAGCUCCCCUAAAAACGCCUGUGUGGAAGGCUACAAUGCAGUUGUCAUGAAAGAUGUUCCCCGGAGUGGGGAAUUGCUGAAGAAGAAAAGAAAGAAGGGAAAUUUAUUUAGCCAUAAAGUGUAGGGUUUAUGCGUUGUCCGCCCUCCUUCACAACUAAAAGAUGUAGACUCUUAGGGCUUUUUCUAUUUGUCAGAACUGACCGGGCAGACCAUUCCCGUCGCAAUAAUUAUUUCCCAACUCUCCAGCCAGAUCAGUCAAAUCCUAAAUAGCUAGUAUGCACGAAGGAUAACGUUUUUCACCAAGAAUCAUGGAAAAAGUCUGUUUCAUUUUCAAACUGACUGGUCGGUCACUGGUACAGCCGGCCAGCUCUUACAAAUGGAAAGCACCCUUAACCAAGAUUAAUGUUAGGUAGUUACAACAUAAGAUGUAAAUGUGAACCGCUAACAUAUUCAACAUCAUAGUAUAAAGUAAGCUUAUACUGAGUAGUGCUUUGCCCCAAAAACUAAACUCGAAAACAAUGGCGCAGUUUUUUUUUUCUCUUUAUCAGAGCAUAAAUGGAAAAAAUACGUUGACUGGAGAUUUCCAAAAAAUCAUGUCUUUAUGAAACUAGGAUAAUUAUUAAUUCGUUUAUUUAUCCAUUGAUUUUAGUUGUUUCGUUGUUAACAUAUAUGAUAACAAAGGGGGAACUUUCGCCAGAAGAAAUCAAUGGUAUGGCGCUUGAUAUGAUAAAGGAUGGAGUUGACACGGUGAGUGCAAUGCUCCAACUAACAUACAUGUAGAAAUGCAUCACUGAAAUGUCUUUAGAGCGAUUUUCGUAUUGCCUUGAAAAAUGGUUUCUGUAAGUGUUCGUUAUUUGUUUUAUCAGCCAAUGAAUGAAAAGAUCAAAACAUUGGCUCUUCGUUUUUCCGCCAAAGAAAACCCUAAUAUGGAAAAGGUAUUGUUCGAUUGGCCAAUCGUGUUGCAGUAUGACGUCAAAGCGAAGAAUCGAUUGAUUUCUAGAAAGUUCUCGGGCAUGAAGUUUUGUCACCCGAGCGUUCGCUUAACGAACCAAAAGCCACGCGCGUUUGUAUCCGUUUGAUAAACCAAUCAAAUCGCUCUAUUUGCGUUCGUUUGUUGUUUCUGUUUUGUUCGCGCGUUUUUAUUUCAAGGUCAUACGAAAAUCGCUCUAAUGGGUUAAAAGGAGAGCUUUAUGGCUUUUAACAGUUUUGUUCCAAGAGCCAGGCCGUAUUACCCUUGUGUAACAGAUGCGUACUUUGUGUAGCUUAGCCGUUGACCGCCCGCUGGACAAGGGUAACACAGCCUCUAGGAAAAGAUUAGACUUCUACCCAAUUACGGCUAAAUGGCCGACAUAUUGGAUGACGACACAGGUAAGCAACAGCGCGAGUUCAUAUCGUUUUUACAGUUUUUUUUUGUGUGAGUGUGGAAUUACUGAAGCUCGAGUGCUUAGGAAACUCUUGUAUCGCGAUGUAAACUAAGCGCUACAGGGGCAACUAGAGUUUUAUGACGUAAAACUCGACAAAAUCGGCAUAAAAUUCCCAAAAUGGCCAAUAUAGUUUCCUCCGGACAAGACAAAGUCGACUAAUCAUGAUGACCAUCUUUCGGGCCUGGCUCAACUCAUUGACGAAAGCAGCUUGCUUCAUAGUUUGCUAAGUUUGCGAGUCCUAACAACUAAGGGGAAGUAAGAUUCUUCAGGGUUAUUUUCUUCUCCUUUUUUUUAACCAGACAUCAAAUUCAGUACUGUGGAUGAUCUAUAACCUGGGAAAAUACCCUCACAUCCAAGAUAAGAUAUACCAAGAGGUAAAGAGUGUUGUUGGGAAGGAUGGAGAUGUCACAACAAAACAUCUUGCUAAAGUGUCAUACCUUAAGGUUUUCACCAGGGAGUCAAUGAGGUGCGCACCGUAUUGCCUAUGUUUAACCCCAAUGGAAGCUUGAUUUUUCUUUACUGCAAUAACCACUUCGAAAGUCUUUAUCCAGUGAAUAGCGUAAUUAUGUAUUUUUCCUUUCAUACGUACUAUGACAUGUUUUUAUGGCGUUUAGUAAAUACUUUAGUUGCUCUGCAAACCCUAAGUAAGAAAACAGGAUAAUGGUAUCCAUUCGGGAACCGUGGAGACAGGGCUGUGUUCGUGGCUUGUGGUCUGUUUCUGUUUUGAACAUCGUUAACGUUGUACGUGAUCACACCUUUGAGGGUAAGUUUAUUUAAUAAACAAAAUAAAUAAAUAAAAUAAUGAUGCUUGAUUCGUUCCAUAGUUUCUCUAUUUUACCACAGGUUAACUCCUGUGACUGGAGUGAAUCUGCGAAUACUGGAACAGGAUGUCGAGUUAUCAGGAUACAAAGUCCCAGCACAAGUAAGACUCCAUUGCAACUUUCGGUAGCACCUUUAACCGUUUUUAUGUCCAACAAACCCAGCAAAAUUUACCCACACAAAAAAGAUGACUGGUAAACUAUUAAGUUUAUAGACGUAUUCCUCGAAACAUUAGUAUGUUGAAAACUUGUAAAAGCUAAUAUGUUGGAAUGUAAUGAAGAAAAGAUAAUAUUAGACUUUCUGGUGGGUAAUAUGGUAUAAAGGUAACGGUUCAUCUGUCGAUAUUGCCUAAUCUAGUAUCAUAAUCUUAAGGUUUUAAAACAUAUUAAGGUUAUGGUUUGACUAGUGAAUGAGUGUACGAUUUUGCCUUUUAUGAAUUGGAAUAUACAGGAUUGAUCAUUUAGACAAGGGGAAGGGGUGGGGUUCUCGCAUAGGGGGUAUGCUCGUCGUGUAUGGCUCAGGCUCUUUAUUGGCUCCUAAAGGGAAGCUUUUUAAUAACCACUUGCCUGAAAUCGAUGAAAAGUUUGGCGCCUUGUUGGUUUAAUAGCUUCCACAAUGUACCUUGUGUUUUUGUAGACAUUUAUUUUCUUUCAAGAAUACUGCACAGCGCGUUCGGAAAAGUAUUUUAAACAACCCUUGGAGUUUAAACCAGAACGAUGGCUGAGAGAAAACAAAGAUGAGAUUCACUCCUUUUCUAAUCAGCCAUUUGGAUUUGGAACCCGUAUGUGUGUAGGUAAGGAACUAACAUCAUCAAAAGUGUAG
Messenger RNA from Porites evermanni, 9462 nucleotides. The record is from the annotation of a GenBank genome assembly. NCBI's taxonomy places the organism in Eukaryota, Metazoa, Cnidaria, Anthozoa, Scleractinia, Poritidae.